Messenger RNA from Sebastes umbrosus (honeycomb rockfish), 1733 nucleotides. RefSeq names its product leucine rich repeat protein 1 (gene lrr1). Gene Ontology annotation, molecular function: protein binding. The coding region runs from base 1 to 1266 and encodes 421 amino acids. The record is from RefSeq and is a predicted model, not a curated record. The transcript has 5 exons. Lineage: Eukaryota; Metazoa; Chordata; Actinopteri; Perciformes; Sebastidae.
AUGAAGCUGCAGUGUGAUGUGGAGGUGGUGAAUCGGAUGCUGCCCUCGUUUGGGAUAAGGAGUCGAGGUAAAGGGACCAGAGCGGUUCUGUCCAUCGGGAAGCAUCUGGACAAGACGAGUCAACGAAGCAACAUCUACAUGAUGAUCUGCACAGCUAAAGACAGAGCAGGCUCCAAGUACAAGCUGAAAGGCAACAUAGAGAAGUUCUUCACUUGGUUUGUGGAGGAAGGCAAGGCCACUGUGAGAUUAAAGGAACCUGCUGUUGACAUCUGUUUAAGCAAGGCUGAUGCAAAUAGCUUGAAGAACUUCCUCUCAGCCGCUCGUUUGGCAGACAGAGGAAGUGACGCGAGCAGCCUUCCCCUCUCGACGCUCACUCCUGUUCGCGCCAGAGACGUAGAGCAACCCAAGAAGAAGCUCACGAUCGUCUCCAAGAAGGACUACCCCCUCACCUCCAACUUCCCCUACUCUCUGGAGCAGCUGCAGGUCUCCUACUGCAAACUGUCACGGGUGGACAUGCGGAUGCUGUCCCUGAAAGCUCUCCGCAAGCUAGACCUCAGUAACAACCACAUCAAGAAACUCCCCGCCACCAUCGGCGACCUCAGCUGCCUCUCUGAGCUCAUCCUCCACAACAACCACCUGGAAGCCUUCAGUGAGGCCCUCUGCCUGUCCACCCUGCAGCGGACCCUCCAGCUCCUGGACCUGAGCCAGAAUCGACUGCAGUCCCUCCCCGCUCAGUUCUGCCAGCUCAAAGAACUAGUGAACCUCAAACUCGACGACAACCAGCUCGUCUGUUUGCCGUUCCACGUGGGCCGACUCUCGAAGCUGAGGUUCCUGUCGGCGGCGCAUAACCAGCUGGCCGUGUUGCCCUGUGACUUCCGUAAGCUGAGUCUGGAGAACCUGGACCUGUUUGGGAAUCCGUUUAUCCAACCUAACCCUCUUGACCACACAAUGAAACUUACAUUCCCCCUUCCACUUCAAGAGAUGGCUUCCAGAGCUGUGGCCAACCUCAGGUUACAGUACGGACCUCACCUCAUCCCUGCCCACUUGUGUCGGGACCUCGAAGUAGCCAAGACCUGCGACUGCGGCCGCGUCUGCAUCAAUUUCCACAUCAAGACGGCGGUCAGCAUGAACCUGCACCAGGUCUCCCACACGGUAGUCCUGGUGGACGACAUGGGGGGCACAGACGCUCCGGUGCAGCAGCACUUCUGCUCCCUCGCCUGCUACUCCGAGUUUUUAGACAACUCCCUCCAGAGAGGAAUCAGAUGAGGAAGAACACACUCUUUUGUUUGACAGGAAAACACACCGACUGCUGGAAACUGCUGUGGAUUUUGCAAUAGUUUGCAAGUUAUGAGAUACUGUUGGAGGAUACAGUUUUCUGGUAAAGCCCGGGAGGAUAUUGACUUUUUACACUUCCAUUAAACACACCUCCUGCUCCAUCUGCAACUGACUUUAUGUAAUGUUAGCGGGCAGUAACAGACGCAAAAUGACAGUUUGCCAUUGCUGCUGCUGCUGCUGCUAAGUGUCAUACAUCGUCUUUUCUGUUCUUCCUGCCUGUUACAGCACAUCCCCUACUGACCUGCUUCUACAAGGCAGGGGGAAUAAAGAAAUUACAUGAGUUUUUUCCUGAACACAGUGCCUCAGGGUCCGUGAGCUAAAGGGAGUUGGUUUUUACUGAGCUAAUGACCCACAAUUUUUAUAUACAUGUGAAAAACUCAAUAAAAUAAUAGUAUUCA